CCAAGUGUUAGGGGCACAGAGUAAAUCAGGACCAUGCAGUCAGCAUUGAUUUUAUGUAUUUGUGUAGGUGUAUUUGUAGGAGCUUCGGCUGUGGAAGCAGACCCACCAAAUGCACUGGGAAAGAUUACUGAGAAUGGGACAAGCACUGACAUUACAAACACUCCAGAGGUGGAGACAGCAGUGGAAUAUUCAAGGAAGAAGAGAGCAGCCGAGAAACCAAAAAAAGGCACAGCUAAGGACAAGCAGGAGCCAGAUAUGGGGCGGACUUUGGCAGCGUGGGUGGAGCUAAAUUCCAUCCUAAAAAUGAGAGGCGAUAUUUCAGGUAAACUGAGCACGGUACUACACGAACUGGGGCAUGAAAAGAGCCGCCUUCUUGACCAGGCUAAUGAGCCAGCAAAAAAGAAAAAAGAAGAAGACGAUGAAGAUGACGAUGAGGAAGAAGAUGAUGAUGAAGAGGAAGAAGAAGAAGGAGAAGAAGAAGAAGGAGGAGAAGGAGGAGAAGGAGGGGAAGAAGGAGGAGAAGAAGAAGGAGGUGAAGAAGAGGAAAAUGAAGGAGGGGAGGAAGAACAGGUAGAGGAAGAGGAGAACGAGGCAGCUGGGAACAGUACAGCAGAAUUGCUACCAGAGGGUUGCCAAGUGAAUGAAACAGAGAUUUCAUGUGCAGAGGCUGGCAUUGCAGAACUUCCCAUCAUCAAUGACCUGAACAUCACUACACUUGACUUAGCUGGAAACAACUUCACUACAUUACCAUCUGAGGCUUUCUCUGGUAUGCCCAACCUGGAGGUCAUCAACUUGAGCAGAAACUUUCUGGAUGAUUCCUCUAUCAGUCCUGACUUUUUCAAGAAUCUGACAAACCUAAAAGUGCUGACUCUUGAUGGCAAUGGUCUAGAAACAAUCCCACAACUGCCAGGAUCUCUGGAGGAGCUGAAAAUAAAUGACAACAAGAUAAACCAAGUGCUUUCUCACAACUUGGAAGGUUUGACCAACUUGCUCCACUUAGAGCUGGCAGGAAACAUCCUGUGGGAGGGCAGUGUUGAGCCCUUGGCCUUCCAACACCUCCCCACUCUCAAGCACCUGAGGCUAGACAACAACCGAUUCACUUCCAUUCCAAAUGGAUUGCCUGCAUCUCUAGAGGAUUUGAGUAUGCCACACAAUCAGCUAGUGGAGGUGCAGGAAAAUGUUCUUAUGAACUCUGCCCACUUGAGAGCCCUGGAUCUGAGCCACAACCUCCUGAGUGACACCAGUUUCUUCCCUGGAGCCUGGAUUGACCUGCCGAAGCUGGAGACUCUGGAUCUGUCACACAACCAGCUGUACGUGGUACCUGCACACUUGCCCAGAGUUUUGCGACAGCUCUCCCUGCAGCACAACUUCAUCCAGUCCAUCCCUCCCGACACACUGAGCCACCUGCGGCCAGGCCUCCAGUCACUGCACCUCUCUCACAACCAGCUGCUGGAGCAUGGGAUGCUAGGGAAGGCCUUUCGUGGAGCUUACAAAACGUUAGAGGAGCUCCACCUAGACAACAACAGGUUGGAAAGGGUCCCACCAAACAUUCGCUACUUCAGGAACCUGCAUCAGCUGCGGCUUGAUCACAAUCUUAUCAGUGUUGUUCCAGUGAAAUCUGUGUGUAAGAUCAGUCUCACUAACGCAUCCCCUUUGCUGGCUCUUCAUCUGGAGAACAACUACCUGGAUGUGAACAGGAUCCCACGAAAGGCUCUGUCCUGCAUCCCCGAGCUUCAGAGGAUCAUCCUGGAGCCGCAGAAUCAUAAUGAGAUUGUGUAAAAGUUCUGCAGAUCGCUCCUCAUCUCAUCUGCUUGCUGUUGAGUUUAAAAGCACACACUAAUUUGAAUUGUUUAUUUAUCUAUUUAAUUCAAAGGCGUGAUUCAGGGUGAUUUUCUGUAUUUCUUAAGGCACUGUUGGCUCUAUUUUCUGUGUAUUCUGGACGUCUUCUUAUUCCGGUCUUUAUGCCACAGCAGUAUCUUUGCUUAUCUUUUUCGGAAGAGAUGCCAGUGCUGCGUUAAAUAUUGUUCACGUCUUACAAUUGAUUGUUACAAUUUAUUGUUACAACUUAUUAUUACUUAUAAUACAACCCCUUGGCUAAAUGUUUGUAUGUCUGCAAAGUGUCUUAAAUACAAAUGUGCAUUUACACUUGCUACAAAAGUGAUUAUCAAUAUAAUGUUCCU
Messenger RNA from Tachysurus vachellii, 2180 nucleotides. Its product is annotated as extracellular matrix protein 2. The record is from RefSeq and is a predicted model, not a curated record. The coding region runs from base 34 to 1779 and encodes 581 amino acids. Gene Ontology annotation, biological process: positive regulation of cell-substrate adhesion; extracellular matrix organization. Gene Ontology annotation, cellular component: extracellular matrix. Lineage: Eukaryota; Metazoa; Chordata; Actinopteri; Siluriformes; Bagridae. The transcript has 9 exons. Gene Ontology annotation, molecular function: collagen V binding; protein binding; heparin binding.